AUGCAGUUCGUCGAAGAGGGCGACACGCUGAGUGGCCCUGGAACCGGGAGAAGUGCUCAACUUGAGCGCAACGACAUUUCGGCAGAGUUUCGGGGCAGGAUUCAUGGUGCAAUUCAAGAUGCUCAUGCUGCUGUGAUUUCGAGCAAACCGACAUUUUUCGGUGAUGCAACAGCAUUCAAUUCCAAGAGAGCAUGUCAUUUGAGUGAGGGCUCCCAACUGGAGAUUUUGCCACAAAAAUGGGAAGCCCUGAUCUCGAUCAACUACUCUGCAUUUGACUUGGGUCUGCAGAUCCACGGGCUCCCUUUCAAUGAGAGGGUGAAGAUUGUGUCGGAGGUGCUGGGAGGCAAAUCGCCAUCCACCCUGACCAGAAGACUCUCCGAGAUCUCACGCUUUGUGAAUUGGGCCUCGAAAGAUGCUAGGCAGUCAAGCAUUUUGAAUGUGAAGUCCCUCUUGUUUUUGGAAAUGUUCCUGGCAGAUCAGAAGAGGGCACUGGUUGAUCGCUUUGCAGCAGGGGUCUUUCUCUUUGCGGUUUAUGCAAGGGCGAGAUUUGGUGAUCUCAGACGCAUUUCCAGAGCCAUCAUUGAUGAGGUUCAGGAGAACGCUGAUGGGUCCUUGGGCUUCAUCGAGCUCCACUCAGACUCUCAUAAAAUGAGAGCGACGGGCAAUCGUCUUGGGGCGCAUCUCCCGUUGAUAGCUCCAAUCAAGGGAAUUGGUGCUCGUGCUUGGGGCAGAGACUUUGUGGAUGUCGCCAAACAGACAGGCAUCGACUUUAAGGUGUGGAAACAUGGAAGCCCAUUGUUGCCGGCACCAAGAGCCAUUGGAGACUGGUCGGGUAGAGCCGUGACAACCUCUGAGGUCGACAAGUGGCUGAAAGGGAUGAUGUCCCAAUGUCCAGACUUUGACACCACGGGAUUCACUCCCCACGGGUGCAAGGCUACAACAUUGGUGAUGCUGAGUAGAUACAGAGCUUCACCAGACGACAGGUUGAUUUUGGGACACCAUCAAGUCAACAAAGGGGCAUUGGAAGUGUAUGCUAGAGAUUUGCAGAGCGCACCACUGAGAACUCUCGAGCAGAGAUUCUCACCUGAUGUCACACGAUCAAGCCUUUUCACACCUGUGCAACCUGUUAGUCAUGCCCAGGCAAGGGAGAACUUACAGAUUGGUGAACCUGCUUCUCCAGCUUGGUCGUGCCGUAACCCGACGGAAGGGCUCGAUGUCAUACCGACACCAACAUCUCCAAUUGACAGUGGUGCAGGAUCUGAAGUUGUGAAAGAGGAGUUGCCUCCACGAGAGUUCAUCGGCAUGCAAGCAGAUCUUGCCUCCAUUGAGAUCCAGUCAUCAGAUUCCGAGUCGUGUUCAGGUGAGUCAGAAGCCGAGCAGAUUAUUCUUGAGCUGGCUACAAGUGAGCGACCUGCCGGGCACUGGCAUCCUGGAUGCGAGCUGCACCAACACACAAGAUCUAAGUUGGUUCAUGCCCUGGCAAGAUUUGGACACAGGAAAGCAUUCAUUUGCGGCCGAGCCCUCAGCAAAGAGUAUAAACCAUUCACCAGAGAGUUCUUCGUCGAUGCAAUGAAAUGCCAACAGCGUGACAAAGGAAACGGGCCAACUCAGGACCAGGGCUUGAUCAAUCUUUCGAAAUUGGCAUUUUCAAUUACCACGCCAGGGACAGUGCCACCUGACGACUCUCUCAAGGGUUUACUCUCAGACAACCCCGACGAAGUUACAGUCGGUCUGUUCAUUCAGAGAGAUGGAAAGAUGGCACAGGGCACUGCUGGAUCGUUUGCAGUCACCAGCACCACCUGGAUUCAAGCCCCCAAACAUGGAGCAAAUCUUGCGCACCGACUAACUGCCUGGAUACAGAUGGCUGAAAAGGCGACCAGCCUCCGCCGACGUGGAGAUGGAUCUCUUCCUCUGAACAAGGCUCUCAAUGAUUUGCAAGCCGAUCCCACGGUUAUGUUCCACCUGGUUCCCAUGCCCAUUGACAAAGCUCAUGCACCUGCUCCCAAGCCGAGUGACACAAAGAGAGAUGAGGCAACCAAGCCCCUCAACAUCCGAAAGAAAGACAAAGUCAAGGGCAAGGGACGUGGGAAAGGAUCUAAAGGAAAACUGGCAUCAAAGGGCCGCAUGCCCACUGAACUCGUCGGAUUGCAUCAGCAGGACAAGGCAGAGCAGGGUCCAACACAGCAGGCCCUGCGAGAUCCUGCUGAGGGAACAGUGUUCUCAGGUACCGCUGGCCUGACGGCGGCCGUGAGGCGCAUGGGUUGCCAGCACAGCGCUGGGAUUGAUGCUCACGUCACCAAACAGGUGAAAUCGCCGGUCAUCCUGAGUGGACAAGACCUUUUGUGGCGCAUCUUGGAGCAGCCUCGAGUAGUUGAAUAUCCUCUACAACUUUGCCGUGAAUAUGCAGCAUGCCUUCGUUCGACAUUGCUGGCUCAUGGUGCACUCGCGCCGCCUACAGAGAUGAUGCAAGAUGAUUCUCUGAACCUCAACUUGGCAGCCAAGGCCUGCCCAAGUGCCCCGGUCAUCCCGGCUCAUGCUAAGCAAACUCAAGCUUCUGGGUCUCCGGACAAAACCAUAGCAGAGGACAUUGCAAAGGGCUUCGAUUUGAUGGGGCCGAUGCCUGCGGGGGGGGUCUUCUUGGAGAAGGUGCUGAAAUUUCGUCCCAUAGACGACUUCUCGGAGUCGCUCAUCAAUGUCACCAAUGCCUGCAGUGAGACAAUCCAGCCGAUGGGCGUGGACCAGAUUUGUGCUGGUUUGGUGAGGCGAAUGCAAUCCCGGCCUGGGGACAGCUUGGUUUGUAAGGCGAUUGAUUUGAGGAAGGCAUAUAAGAAUCUGCCUAUCUCUGAGGAAUCUCUUGAUGACGCCUACAUAGCUGUGUUCUCACCAAAGGAUGGGGUUCCCCAGGCUUUUCAGUCGCUCGUGCUGCCAUUCGGUGCACGGGCAUCGGUCAUGGGAUUCUGCCGCACUUCUUAUGCCACCUGGAGGAUUGCAGUGGUGAUUUUUGGAUUACACUGGACAGUGUACUUCGAUGACUACUUUCUGGUGGCUGAAGUUCAUGAAUCCAGACAUGUGGAUAUGGCACAACAACUUCUUUUCCAGAUCUUGGGCUGGGAAACAUCAGAUGAAAAGGAGGGCGGAUUUGGACCCGUCUCCCGCAUUUUGGGUGUCCAGAUUGACCUGGCUGACGCCCAUUUGGGGGCGGCAGUGAUAAGCAAUGUUGAGAGUCGAGUUCGCGAGCUCGUUUCGACCAUCGAUGAUGUCUUGAGCCCGGGCCACCUGUCGGCAGCAGAAAUGAGGGUCCUGCGGGGCCGCCUUGUGUUUGCAGAGGCCCAGAUAUUUGGUCGCCUGACCGGGGCUCAUAUGAGACAGUUGUCAUGGUAUGAAGGAGUAGUUGGAGAUGCCCAUGUAGACCAAGAGUUGAGACGCAGCCUCAUUUUCUUGAGGGACCAUGUCUUGCGUGGGGAGCCUCGCAAAGUCUUGUCGGAUGUUGUUCAAGUUUUCCAUCUUUACACCGAUGCUAGUUUCGAGAGCGGAGCCGGUGGUUUGGGCGGAAUUCUUUUCGACGGAGAGGGGAAGAUGCUUUCAUUCUUUUCCGAGAUGUUAUCUCCGUCGGGUGUGAACAUGCUAAACCCUGAUGGGAAGAAGGGCAUGAUUUUCGAGCCGGAAACCCUUGCUGUUGCCAUUGGUGUGACGCAGCUGUUGCCAAACUUCGCUGUAAGACCUUGUGAUCGAAUAGUGGUCUUUUUAGACAAUGAGUCUUCCUUGGCAAGACUGGUUUCGGCAUCAGGCAGCCUGUCUGCAGACAACUGGCUGUUCGAGGUGGUCUUCCAGUGGGAACUUUCUGUCAGGGCAGUAUGCUGGUAUGAGAGGGUGGCAAGUCACUCGAACGUGGCUGAUGCGCCAUCACGAGGAAAGUGUGAAGACCUCGAAGCAUCCCUCAGGAUCAAUGUCGAUCCAAUUGCCUUCAUCAGAGAUCUCUUGAUUGCCGACCGCAAUCUGCAGAUCGCCCACGAAGUUCUCAAUCAGUUGCAGGAUUUAGAAGACUUUCUGGGAACCAUUCCUAUGCCUGUGGCCUUGCACAACCUGCGCCGAACCAUUGCGGGCGGGUCAGCAGAAGUUGGCAUCGAUGAGAGGGCGUCGCCCAUGGACAUCAUCGAAUCCCAUCCUGGAAAUUACGUCUAUGAUGUGAAGUUAAGAUGCAAACCUGAACAACUCGACGAAGCCUUCGACCGAGCCAAUCCGGAGAUGGUGAUUGUCGGCAACACUUCGGCCACAGUUGUUUCAGACUGGAACGAGGCGAAUCCUCCCAGCAGACAGAUCGGCAUGUACGACCGCAUCGUCAAGGUUGACGGCGAACUUCUGCAAGGCUGGUGGCAACGAAUCCUUUGCAGCUCAACUUCUGGAGCAGGUGGGAAAGAUAUCAUGAAGAAGCUUGGAACAAAGGUGGCCAGUGGCGUGUCAGUGACCAUGCAGCGACCCCAAGAACGAACGAUCACGGUGGAACGAACAGCGAGACUGGGAAUGAACCUGAACUAUCGCAAGGGAACUUUAGCCAAACCGUGGAUUAGCACCAUUGAGGAUGGUACUUGUUUGAUCCAUCAAUGGAACCAGUCGAACCCGAGCCAUUCCGUGACCGUCAACGACCGCGUCAUCUCCGUGAAUGGAUCGGCGCUGUCAGCAGUGGACACGGUGGAAAAGCUGCGAACUGCCACAGGAACGCUGACCAUCAAGUUUGUCCACUUUGAGUGA
This is a messenger RNA of Cladocopium goreaui, 4749 nucleotides long. The record is from the annotation of a GenBank genome assembly. Lineage: Eukaryota; Dinophyceae; Suessiales; Symbiodiniaceae.